AUGUUGUAUUGGAAAGAACGUGCAAAUGACAAGUCUUGCCAUGUUUGUAAAGCUUCUAGGUGGAAGUUAAAUGAGAAGCAAAAAGAGGAAGGUGCAUUGCCCGACGAAGGAGUUCCUGCAAAAGUUUUACGUUACUUUCCUCUUAAACCUCGUCUACAAAGGUUGUUCAUGUGCUCUAAGACGGCUGGACUCAUGAUAUGGCAUGAAACUGAUCGCAGGAAAGAUGACAAAUUAAGGCAUCCUGCCGAUGGACAAACUUGGAAAGAUUUCGAUGUUGCACAUCCUCAAUUUGCAAAUGAUUUUCAAAAUGUGAGGUUGGUUCUUACUACUGAUGGUUUCAACCCAUUCAGAACUAUGAGUGUGUCAUAUAGUAUUUGGCCUGUUGUUUUAUCCAUUUAUAAUUUGCCUCUUUGGUUAUUUAAUAAGUCCGGGUACAAUAUCAUGUCUUUUAUUAUACCUAGUCCUUCUUCUCCGGGUUAUGACAUUGAUGUUUACUUGCAACCAUUAAUCGAGGAAUUGAAGGAGUUAUGGGAAGUUGGAAUUGAGACAUAUGAUGCUGUGAAAGAUGAAACAUUUUCUUUAAAGACAGCCUUGUUAUGGACAAUCAGUGACUUCCCUGCUUAUGCAAUGUUGUCCGGAUGGAGCACCAAAGGAGAAUUUGCCUGCCCGAAUUGCAAUCAUAAGACUUGGUCCAAAUACCUAAAGUAUAGCAAGAAAAUGUGUUACAUGGGACAUCGUAUCUCUUUGAAAGAAAAUCAUCCAUGGCGUCGUAAUAAGAGAGCUUUUGAUGGUAAUGUAGAGACAAGGCCUCCUCCUCCUGCUAGAUUCUCAGGUUCUGAGGUAUUAAAAGAUUUAGAAGGGUUUGAAAAUAAAUUUGGGAAAACUCAAAAGAAGGGUAGAAAGAAAUUUUCGUGGAAGAAGAAAUCAAUUUUCUUUGAGCUUCCUUAUUGGGAAACUAAUACCUUGCGUCAUAAUCUUGAUGUUAUGCACAUUGAGAAAAAUAUUUGUGACAGUGUGCUCGGUACUUUGCUUGAUAUCCCAGGAAAGACCAAGGACCAUGUAGCAGCCCGCUUUGAUUUACAAGAUAUGGGUAUAAGAAAUGAACUCCAUCCAAAGAGAACAAAUAAUAGAGGGAAGCGUUUAUACUCCAAAGCCUGUUUUUCUUUAUCUUCUAGUGAAAAAGACUUGUUCUGCAGUAUGAUAAAAGGUGCUAAGUUUUCCGAUGGUUGUGCAUCAAACAUUUCCAGAUGUGUCCAAUCCAAUGAGAGGAAAGUUUUUGGUUACAAGAGCCAUGAUGCCCACUUUAUGCUUCAUUAUUUGCUCCAAGUUGCUGUAAAGAAUACCUUGCCUAAACAAGUAGCAUCGACUUUGAUUAGGCUAGGAUCCUUUUUUAGGGGUCUAUGUAGGAAAUUUCUAAAGCCUAAAGAUCUUGACGAUCUUGAAUCUGAAAUCAUAGAGAUACUUUGCCAACUUGAGAAGAUAUUCCCCCCUAGUUUCUUAGACAUAAUGGUCCACCUUCCACUUCAUCUUGUAGAGGAGGUAAGGCUUGGGGGUCCUGUUCAAAGUCGUUGGAUGUAUCCGAAAGAGCAGUAUUUGGGUAAAUUGAAGUCGUAUGUAAAAAAUAGAAGUCGACCCGAAGGUUCCAUUGCAGAGGCCUACUUGGAAGAAGAAUGCCUUAUUUUUUGUUCUCGAUAUCUUCACGAUGAAUUUAAUUCAAAGUUGAAUCGAGCACCUAGAAAUGAUGAUGAUGAUACUGCGUCCAAUGAAGAUGGAAGCCUUUUUCCUAAUGUUGGACGUCCUUUAGGUGUAAGAAAGAAAAAUAAAGGCAAAAAGGUUUCUUUAGAUGAAGACACUUUGAUGAAAGCUCAUCGCUAUGUACUCUUUAAUUGUGAUGAAAUAAGUGUUUACAUAAGUGAACAUCAAGAUUUAGUGAAUCGUCAAAGAAGUCAAGGUAGACGGGGUAAGCGGAGUAGGUGGGCGAGAGCACAAGAACACAGUCAUGAUAUUGGAGCAUGGUUCAAGGACCAUGUACGGGAAGAAAAUGUUUCCAAAGAAAUAAAGGCUUUAUCCCAAGGUCUUGACUAUACUGUGAGAAGUUUUAAAGGGUACCUAAUAAAUGGUAACAAAUUUCAUACAACAGCACAUGAGUCAAAAAGGAAAACUCAAUGUAGUGGAGUUAGUGUAACAUCUUCAAUGUCGAGUUUUGCAAGUUCCGAUCAAAAUCCUGUUGUUGGGGAUGUCAAAUAUUAUGGAGUGGUGGAGGAUAUCAUUGAGUUGGAUUAUUUUGGGCAUUUCAAAGUGGUAUUGUUUCGCUGUAACUGGUUUCAAGUGGAGCAAGAUGAGUUUGGGCUAACAUGUGCUAAUUUUAAAAGGUUAUGCUAUACUAAUGACCCUUUUGUGAUGGCUAAUCAAGUAAACCAAGUUUUUUAUGUGCAAGAUUCCAAAGAAAAGCAUUUGCAUUACGUUAUGGAAACUAUCCCCGGAGACUUCUUUGAUAUGAGUGAAGAAUCAAAUGGUGAUGUUGGAGUUUCUUAUUGGAAUGAAUCUGCUAGUGAUGGUGUUUGCCCAGGGGCAACUGUUGCUGAUGACAAUGAUGUUAGUUGGUUGAGAGAGGACUUGCCUGCCACUACUGUUGACGUUCCAGAAUACCUGUUAGAAAUGCAAGCAGCGCCGGAAAUUGAUGAUUCGGAUGAUGAAAUCAAGGAUAAUACUCUAUGGGAUUUCAUGCAAGAAAGUGAAGAUGAAGCUUAG
Messenger RNA from Chenopodium quinoa (quinoa), 2751 nucleotides. RefSeq lists its product as uncharacterized. The record is from RefSeq and is a predicted model, not a curated record. Lineage: Eukaryota; Viridiplantae; Streptophyta; Magnoliopsida; Caryophyllales; Amaranthaceae. The transcript is spliced from 2 exons. Bases 1 to 2751 code for a protein of 916 amino acids.